This is a messenger RNA of Adineta steineri, 936 nucleotides long. Lineage: Eukaryota; Metazoa; Rotifera; Eurotatoria; Adinetida; Adinetidae. The record is from the annotation of a GenBank genome assembly.
AUGGCUGAAUUAACAAAUCAUACUGAAACUAAUCUAUUUACGACUAGUUCCAAUGAACAUACACUUUUUGCCGGAACACUUCGUAAUUGGGGCGAUCCAUUAUUACAAGGACAAGAGCCAAUACCCGUACCUAUAUGUCCACGUUGUGCAACAUGUAGAUGCGAAUCAUUAAAAGCUUUACCUAAAUCAUCAGCUAGUCAACGAUAUCAUCAUCAUCAUCAAAAAUAUCAUGAACCAUCUUGUCCAAAUUUUCGUCAACAUGAACGUGCUAGAACUACUAGUAAACAACGUCAAGUAAAUAAACCCAAACGUCGUGUUAACUCAUACGAUCCAUCAAUAACCUUAGACAAUCAUAAAUCAUUAAAAAAACAAUCAAUGGAAUAUUCUUCAUCCGCAUCAUCAACACCUUUAAUUAAACAAAGACAUUCAUUCUCUAAAAUUCCAGUGAGAAUAUCAACAUCAUCAUCAACACUUACAACAACAACGACAACAGCAAGUGAAUAUUCUCCAGCAUCAUCCGUCUAUGAAAGUCGAUCAUUAAAUCUAAAAACAAAAAUUCCUCGACCUAUUGUAAAAUUAAAUUCAUCUUAUCCAACUCUUUUUACUCAUACAAAUCAAACUAUAUCAAGCAGUGACGACGACGACGAUGAUUUCGAUGAUGAUGAUCACGAUCACAAUAGUUUAAAUGGCGAUGUUCAUCCAACACCGCCUUCAAUGUCUACAAAUGAAUUAUCUCAUACAAAUAUGUUACCGAAGAAGAAAAAGAAGAAUAUUAUAAUGAUGUAUUGUACUUCAAAUCAUAUAGAUGAUAUUGAUGAUCAAGUAUUAAUAAAGAAGAAGAAGAAAAAAAUGUCAUCAUCGCCAAGAAUACAUAGUUUUAGUGAAUCAUCAUCAGAUGAACAACACGAACAACGAUUUUGGUAUAAAGAAGGUUAG